CUUCAUUCUCGCCAGAUCGGGGAAGUUCAGUUUGCUCCUCCUGCCCUGGUAUUCGGGAAUUGUGAUUAUCAUGGCUUCAUUACUCGGUGCUGGCUACGAGUCCAGUGAUGAUGACACGACCAAGCCGGCCACCCAGGUCCAACCUGCGGUGCCCUCAGCGACCAAGAUUGUUGCGGCGCCAGAAGUGAACACAGAGGACCAGGCACACAUGCAGAUGAUGCUCGCCAACACCUCAUCCACCGCCCUGACUUACAACGCAACCUACGAUGAUCUCUCGCGGCCCUCUCAAGGCCCCGUCAACCCGUUCAAGCCCGCCGGACCAGCAAACGGCCUGAAGCGCAAGAAUGUCCCAACCGGAUAUGCCGAAGAAGCAGCCAUCAGUGAGGCGACUUUCGCCGCGCAACAUCGUACCUUCGAGAGUCUGGGCUACACCCGCAAUCCCGGUCUCCCGGGUCAGUUCAUCGGCAAUCUUGACAGCGCGGCUCAUUUCGGUGGCCGGGACGUCAUCCAAAUGAAGCCCUCUAAAGAGGCCUCGGCAGCGCUCCGCGCGAAGCGCCAAAGGAAGGGUGACCCCAGCAUCGUCGAAGGCGAGGGCGCCUACCUCGGCCCAUGGGCGAAAUACCAACAGGACGAACGUGCCUACGAUGAAGAGGAUGUGCUGGAGGAGCGCGAACUCGCCAGUGACGAGGAAUACGUCGAGGUGGAGGAGGAAGAGGAAGAUCUGGCCCCAUCCAACAUGCCCGCCAUGAGCAAAGAAUCGACCGACUACCAAGACGACACGGCCAAGGUCGAAACCACCGAAUUCCACGGCAGCGAACAAUUCGACUACCAGGGCCGCACCUACAUGCACGUCCCCCAGGAUCUGGACAUCGACCUCCGCAAGGAGCCCGGCAGCACCAAGAACUUCAUCCCCAAGAAACUCAUCCACACCUGGAAAUCACACACCAAAGCCAUCACCUCGCUCCGCUUCAUCCCCCGCUCCGGACACCUCCUCCUCUCGUCCGCCGCAGACGGCAAGGCCAAGAUCUGGGACGCCUACCACUCACGCGAGCUCCUCCGCACCUUCUCCGGCCACUCCAAAGCCAUCACGGACACCGACUUCCACCCAACCGGCACCACCUUCCUCACGGCCUCCUACGACCGCCAGAUCAAGCUCUGGGACACCGAAUACGGCAAAUGUCUCGGCCGCUUCUCCACCGGCAAAACCCCCCACGUCAUCCGCUUCAACCCCGGCGCCGAGCACUCCCACGAAUUCCUGGCCGGUAUGUCCGACAAAAAGAUCGUCCAAUUCGACACCCGCUCCGGCGACCUGGUCCAAGAAUACGAUCACCACCUGGCAGCCAUCAACACCAUCACCUUCGUCGACGACAACCGUCGCUUCAUCUCCACCUCGGACGACAAAUCCCUUCGCGCCUGGGAAUACGGCAUCCCCGUCCCCAUCAAAUUCAUCGCCGAACCCUACAUGUUCGCCCUCACCCGCGCCGCUCCCCACCCGAACGGCAAAUACGUCGCCUUCCAAUCCGGCGACAACCAAAUCGUCGUCUACGGCGCCACCGACAAGUUCCGUCAAAACCGGAAGAAAAGUUUCCGGGGCCAUAAUAACGCCGGCUACGCUAUCGAUAUUAAAAUCUCCCCUGAUGGUCAGUUCAUCGCCUCCGGUGAUAGCGGUGGUUAUGUCUGUUUCUGGGAUUGGAAGACCGGGAAGAUGUAUCAUAAGAUUUUGGCGGGUGGGAAGGAAGGUGGUGCGACGACGUGCUUGGAUUGGCAUCCGCAGGAAACGAGUAAGGUUGUUACGGGUGGGUUGGAUGGGUUGAUUAAGUAUUGGGAUUGAAUGGGGGGUUCGUGUAUGGGUAUGUGUGGGAUAGAUAGUUAGCAUUAGGUAUAUUAUAAGACUGCGGUGCAUUUUAUGGGAUAGUAUUCU
This is a messenger RNA of Aspergillus ibericus CBS 121593, 1921 nucleotides long. Its product is annotated as WD40 repeat domain-containing protein. Gene Ontology annotation, molecular function: mRNA binding; protein binding. The record is from RefSeq and is a predicted model, not a curated record. Lineage: Eukaryota; Fungi; Ascomycota; Eurotiomycetes; Eurotiales; Aspergillaceae. The transcript is spliced from 2 exons. Bases 71 to 1831 code for a protein of 586 amino acids. Gene Ontology annotation, cellular component: catalytic step 2 spliceosome. Gene Ontology annotation, biological process: mRNA splicing, via spliceosome.